Alosa sapidissima (American shad) is the source of this 6243-nucleotide messenger RNA. RefSeq names its product muscleblind-like splicing regulator 1 (gene mbnl1). Gene Ontology annotation, molecular function: metal ion binding. The record is from RefSeq and is a predicted model, not a curated record. Lineage: Eukaryota; Metazoa; Chordata; Actinopteri; Clupeiformes; Clupeidae. The transcript has 14 exons. The coding region runs from base 1112 to 2440 and encodes 442 amino acids.
ACACACACACACACACACACACACACACACACACACACACACACACUGGCUCAUGUGUUGCCUCAGACCGAGCUGGCUGAGGCAGGAAGGAUUAACUCUGAUCCAAGAGGAGCUGGAGCACUGGACUGCUGUUGUGCGGUGUGGUGUGGUGUGGUGUGGUGUGGUGUGGUGUGGCUUUAGAGUUCAGUGAGGAGACGCUCCACAGAUGUGUACCUGAGGAGCUUAACAGACCAGCAGCAAGCAGGCAUUGUUUUUCAGACUCCGAUUUUCCUGCUCUCUCAAAUCCACCAUUCACUGCGAUCUUACCAGGCAGAAGGUGCUAUUGAGACAGAGAGAGAGAGAGAAAGAGAGGGGGAGAGAGGAAGGAAGGAAGGAAGGAAAGGGUUAUCAGCCCAGAAUGCACUGCUGCCCUGAGCAUUGCUGUGCCGAUGAUGACCUGUGUGUGAGACUCCUGUGUGGCUCCAGUGGCACGUCAGCAUACCAGACCGCCACAGGUGGGUACUCCAGGAAGUGCCUUGUCCAACGUCUGCUGCAGCUUGGACCCGCUGCUAGAGCCUUGUCUCCUGCUUCUCGCCUCGCUUGCUUCUGGCGCCUGAGCGAGUGAGCGAGCAAACGAACGAAAGUGCUGACCAACCCCUCCGCCAGCCAAUCCCCAACCUAAACGCACCCCACCCCACCCCCCAACCCCCCAUACAGCACCUCAACCAGCCAAUCCGGCACACAGGAAGUCAACCUGCUUUGCCUCCACGACCUGAAGUCCAUCUCUGAACCCCCAAACGCCUGGGAAGGACACCAUCUGCUGGGAAGAUUCUUCUUGACGAAUGACUGUCUCCACUGGAGAGAGUCAGAAGACAUCUUUGUUUUGGGGCUAAACCCACCAGUUUUGUGGAGGUUCUUGGUCAUUUUAAGGAGACUUCUGAGGUUACCCAGCCACUCCUUGGCGCUCAGACACACAGAGGGAUUUUCAAGCAUUUACAGACUUUACCCUUUAUCGGGAUUUACUUUUGUCCUUUUUAUAUCCUUUUAAUUGUUGUUGACCCCUUCCUCGUGUGUGUGUGAGUGUGUGGGCAACCAACCUUUUGGUGAAACCAAGUGCCAAGCGAGAGUUGCCAUGGCGAUGAACAUGGCUCACAUGCGGGACACCAAGUGGCUUACGCUGGAGGUGUGCCGCGAGUUCCAGCGGGGCACCUGCUCCCGCUCCGCCGACGAGUGCAAGUUCGCCCACCCCGCCAAGAGCUGCCAAGUCGAGAACGGAAGGGUAAUCGCCUGCUUCGAUUCCCUCAAGGGCCGCUGCUCCAGAGAGAACUGUAAGUACCUGCAUCCUCCCCCCCACCUGAAGACUCAGCUGGAGAUCAACGGCCGGAACAACCUGAUCCAACAGAAGAACAUGGCCAUGCUGGCCCAGCAGAUGCAGCUGGCCAGCGCCAUGAUGCCCGGAAGUCAGCUUCAGCCCAUGGUGAGGACCACCACAGAGAACAUCUUUCAUCAGCGAGAGGGCUCUCUAGGCUUGUGGAAUGAGAUCGGGAGCUUGGUGAACUUGCGACAGCCCAUGUUUUCCGUCACCCCAAGCCUUGCCGCCACCAAUGCCAGUGCAGCCGCUGCUGCUGCAGCUGCCGCCUUUAACCCGUACCUGGGGCCUGUGUCCCCGGGUCUGAUGCCGACAGAGCUCAUGCAAAGCGGACCCAUGCUGAUGGCCAGCAGCCCCAGCGUGCCUCAAGUGCAAUCCACCGCCCAGAAGCUCAUGAGGACAGACCGGCUGGAGGUCUGCCGUGAGUACCAGCGGGGCAACUGCUCGCGCGGCGAGAACGACUGCCGCUUCGCCCACCCGUCCGACAGCACCAUGAUCGACACCAACGACAACACGGUCACCGUCUGCAUGGACUACAUCAAGGGCCGCUGCUCGCGCGACAAGUGCAAGUACUUCCACCCGCCCGCCCACCUGCAGGCCAAGAUCAAGGCCGCCCAGCAUCAACUCAGCCAGGCCUCGGCCGCUGCCGCUGUGACUCAGUCGGCUGUCAAAUCACUGAAGCGACCCCUCGAGGCAACCUUUGACCUGGGAAUCCCCCAUUCUGUCAUGCCUCCUUUACCAAAGAGACCGGCACUUGAAAAAGCCAACGGUGCCACUGCCAUGUUUAAUACUGGCAUGCUCCAGUACCAACAGGCCCUGGCCAACAUGCAGUUUCAGCAGCAAGCUGCUUUUAUCCCUUCAGGCUCAAUAUUGUGCAUGACACCCACAGCAAGUGUUGUUCCCAUGAUGCACGGUGCUACACCAGCCACUGUGUCUGCAGCAACUACAUCUGCCACAAGUGUUCCCUUCGCAACCGCCACAGCCAAUCAGGACUCUUCCUUAUCAAAGUUGACUACCAACGAAUACAUGCAAUUGAUUCCCAUAAUAUCUGCAGACCAUCUGACUAGUCACAAGUACUUGACUCAAAUGUAGUUCCUGUCCAGAACAAUCAAUUGAAAGUAUGCUGGUGUACCAUCAAGGACAACGUUCAGCAUUCACAGCCAUUACACCUUGAAGCUGUCUGUCUGAACCACAGAGGAGUUCAUCUUUCAGCUGGACCUCACAUCUAGUCAUGCAUGCAAACAUGGGUAUGACCAGGGUCAACGUCAUCCACAUCUAUCUCUCAUCCACAAAUACCACCGACAGACUAACACUCACAACAACCCUCCAGCUUGACAUUGAAGAGGCCUUUACUGGCACAAACGUACAUGCCAAAACAGAAUAGUGCUAAAAGAUAACAUUUUGCACACUCACACACGCUCUUUUUAAAAUGUGGAGAUGAUGGCGAUGUCACUUGAGAUUUAUACAGUAUUGGUACGUCAGUAGACCAAGAGAUUAAGUUUAAUUCAUAGUUUUCAUUGGUUUAUUGUAUGGUUUACAAAAUGGCAAAGGUGCACUUACAGAGAAAAGAAAUGUAUGCUCAAACUUGUUUAAUGAGCUGAUUUGGUGAAUUAAGUAUUCUGCUGUGGAAGAUUUGAGUAAAAAUUAGAUUAUGUAAACAGAAGGUUAGAAUUGAAUAAGACAGAUGAAUGUUUUAUUCAGAACACACAGAAACACCUGUGUUCGUCUCAAAGCACAUUCGGUUUGUUCUGAAUCACCCUCUAGCCUUCCAACCAUACAUCCAAAACUAAAGGUGUUAUUUCAGCAGUGUUAUUAUGUUUACUCAAGAUUUAUGUUUUAUUUUUUGUAAUGACUCUUGUUUUUAUACUUAAUUUCACAAAUGUGUGUGUUUUUUUAAUACGUUUUGCGCCUUUUUAUUUGUCAUUCAUUUAUUCGUGCAUUUGCCACAUAGCCUUCUAUAGCAUUCUGUAUUUCAGUCUCAUUAAAUCACAGUAGCCUUCCCCUAUCCCCCCCCCCACCCCCGAGUUCAUCAGAUAAUUUUUUGAACUUUUUCUUUUUCGUCUCAUUCACAUUUUGCCCCUUUACAUUGACUGUUGUUGAUAUUGUUGUUUUUAAUAAUACGGGAAUGGAGUUUUGGGCAGUCUGAGAGUGGUGUGAAAAUAUGUGCCGAGGUUACAAGUCUAAAGACUUUAAAGAGUGUCAUAUGGCUGUAUACAGCCAUAUCAGAGCUGGGAUAUUGGAGGACUGGCUUCAUAGCCGCCUUGCAGUCUCAAGGUGGGACUCUAAAACUGCAGCUGGAAAAUGCACGGCUUAAAUGAAAGGGAGAUAUGAAGAGCUGUGUGAGAUUCCUUCUAUUGUUAAUUUGUUUAGAUUUUUUAUGUGUGUUUAUUUUACUAUUUCAUUUCAAUUUAAACCAUAUAACCCAUAGGUAUCCAUCAUGUCUAAACCUAGUUCCACAUAUCUCUUAAUGUUCAUACCAAAGUUUUUCUUUUGUGGGGAUUAGAAGAAAAUAAGAAUGUUUCCCUUCUUAUUCUGGCUGUUAGAGUCAGUGUACAUAGGCUACAAAUUGUACAAAUAAAAGACAUAGGCCCACUGAACUAACGCAAGUGUCAAUUCUAACAAAUCAGAUAGAGAAUGGAAACUUUACUCCGGAAUCUCCCUGUACGUCCCAUUCUAGAGUAUUUCCGAGAUCGUGUUCCAUUGCUUUCCUGAUUGUACUGUACCGCUCCAAGCCUUAGCGUACAGCCUGGGCAACAGCCCACACAAAAUACUCUCACAAUCAUUGUACAGGUCAUAGAUGCCAAUGAUAUUCUGUAGUUCUGAUGCGUAUACAUUUAUCAUCUUUUGUUUCUAGUUACAAUUAACACACUCUGAUAAAUUUAUUUGAACAUCAUAGUUCAAACAGUUUUACUCAAUAAUUUUAACACAUUUAACACAAUACUUUCAGCCUUAUUAAUGUACUUGAUAACAUUGUCAUCUGUUGUAGGUUUUAGAUGUAUAAACAAUUCAUAAAUAUUUCAUGCCAUAAUCAUGUUUAAUAAUUAUGUUUUGUCAGUUAGAACAUAUAUUGGCAUCUAUAGCUUAAUGUUUUUGGUUUUGUUUUUAUUUGUAGAAUUGUUUGUGUUACUUUUGAAUAUUGAACAUUUCUCCUUGUCUGUUUCAAUUUGUUGAACAAAGAAUUUUUGAUAUUGACAUCUUAAAACAAGGAAAACUAUUAAUUGACCUGUUGCUGUGGCAACAAAUUCUGGCUGACAAUAGUUUGACAAAUUAAUUUUUUAUGUGUAACAAGUUGAGAUCAUCAUGUUUUAAAAUAUUUUGUUGUUGUUGUUCUUUUUUUCUUUCCUUUUUUUGUUUAAGUGUAGGAUCGUGUACAUGCUAGAGUAAAAGAAAAAAAUAUUUUCUACUGUAUCCAUUUCAGAGAUUAAAAUAUUGUUUUAGUAUUUCUUAAGGAACUAGCUAAACAUCCAAGAAUGUCAGGCCAAAAAAAACGAGCAGCAGGAAUCCUGGCCUUUGGGCUCCUCGAUCUCAUUAUGACGAGAGGAAGUGAUGUCAUUGAGCUGGGCCUCAAAGCCCCGUAAAUGCUGCGUGUGGGCGAGCCAUAACCUAAGGGACGAAGGUUGACUUUUUGCACUUCUGUAUAUAGUCAGUAAAAGUAAAAAAAGAAACGUGUAUAAUAUUGAAAUCUUAUUUUGAAUAAAAAAGUCUAUAAUUAUAAGAACUUUUGUUAGGUUAAUUUAAGGAAUUAGAAUAAAUGACCAGCUAACAAAUUUGCUUGCUAAUGUGGCUCCGUUUCUUCUGCCCAUCAUAAAAAAGGAAAAAAUCAAACAAACAAAAAAAAAACAAAGACAAAAAAAGAGCUAGCAUUUUUGUCAUUUUUAUGCUUAGCUUGUGGUCCACUAGGAUGUCACGUAGGUUGGAAGAAAACAUGCUCCCUCACCCCCUAGAUUCUCCAGGAUAUCUCUCUGGAGUCUUCCCAUACAAAACAUACAGCCCCUCUAGCCUGUGUUAACAAUAACAGACAUUUUAAAACUAGGGUAUUUUAGUGUUGUUGGACAUGACUGCAUGCCAAAAAAUCUAAAACAAACCAACAAAAAAAUCACAAAAAUAAAGUAGAUUAAGUACAUAGUAACAAGUAUUUAUCAUCAAACAUGUUUUAAAUUAUAUUUUAAGAUACAAGGGUAAGAAUCUGGAUUAAAAGAACACCUAAAACAUGGUAAUACAUGCUCAUACAUGAUAAUAAAAGAUUAUAAUUAUAUUGAGAUGCAAAACUGCCCCCAGGACAUGCUUGCCAAUAGUGCAUUAUCAGUGCCGUUCAACUAAGACCAUCUCAUUGCUUCUUUAACCAGGCAACUGUGUGUCCAGCAAGUGAAGUUCACCACCAACAUCCACAUUUUUCCCUCUUAAAUGAAUGUAACCGCCUUCACAUAUACACAGAUAAAGGUCAGCGUUUUUACUCACUUGGGUUUUAUUACUUUUUUUUCUGCACAAGCGCUAAUAUACCAAAGCAUCACUCCACCUCCACUCUGACAGAGCUGAUCGUGGAGCUUUCAAUCAGUUAUCCUCCUCCUGCAAGUUAACCACCCACCAAGCAGUGGACAGCUGAGGGGUUCUGGCCCUAACGUGGGGCAGAACCACUCAAGACUCUUCUGCUGCAUGGCCAUAGGAUUCUUAGUUUCUCUGCUGGACACACACACACACACACACACACACACAGAAAUGCCUGGCUGCUUAAUGCUCUCUGUGUUAGACAAGACUUUACAAUUUUGCUUGUAUUUGCUGUAACAUACGUAUUGUACUACGUUCUAAAAAAAUGUUUUUAAUGCACAUUUAUUAUUGGCAUAAUUGAAUUGCUGUUAUGACUAAAAAAAAUAAAAAUAAAACAAAAGUGUAAUUGC